Molecule: messenger RNA, 5848 nt
Organism: Eriocheir sinensis (Chinese mitten crab)
Lineage: Eukaryota; Metazoa; Arthropoda; Malacostraca; Decapoda; Varunidae
Product: zinc finger protein 16-like
Exons: 5
Coding region: 322-1494 (390 amino acids)
Cellular component (GO): nucleus
Source: RefSeq, a predicted model, not a curated record
GUGAUAGCCCUGAUGAAGUGAAUGUAGCCGCGAAGUCAGCACAGGUCUCUCCGUUGGUCAAGCCGGAAAUACCGCUGUUGUUGUCCCUUCCGAGGUAGGCCGAGGGGGUCGUGGCCGCCCAGCCGUUAUUUUCUGUCACAUCCCGAGCCAGGGCAGGGUGUGGCCGUGCCGAUGUGGUGUGCCCCCUCCCCAGCAGGCAGGCAGGUUACUGAGUCACUGGUGAGGUGCCGGGGCGUGCCGGGGAGGAGCUAGGGCCGGGAGUGCCGCCGUGACGCCCUCCACACCCUCGCCCCGGCCUGGCCGCUGGGUGCACACAAAGCCAUGAUGAGCCGCGGGUUUUGGCAGCCGCGUGACGCUAUGGGCGACUCCGCCUCCCAGAGCUAUGCAGGCAGAGGUAUGGAUCAUUUUUUGAGUGGCCUUGAUCAUGGAAGUAACCCAUGGUAUGGCUCCCGACCCACUGUAGCCUCCCAUGAAUUUGCUAUUGGCAAUAGCUCUUUUCAGUUGAUUCCAAUUCCUGGAAAUACAAACAACCAUAGUGUUUACCAGACUGUCGCAAGUCAAGUAAACUCGCAAUCAGCCUUCCGAGCCCCAACAGAGUCUCCUAAAGUAAAAUCUGAGAAGGAUGAUGAAGACAGAAGUGGUACACCCUCCCCUUCAGUAGCACUCACACCAUUAUCCACCAAUAUGGCCCAAAACAGUAACAAGGCCAAAUCAUGUGGAACUGGACGUUGGGAUACAAAGAAAGUCUGCAAUAUUUGUGGAAAAGUACUUUCUCGUGGCGACAAACUGAAGAAUCACAUCCGAACCCAUACAAACAAUUUCCCCUUCCACUGUGGCACGUGUGGUCAGGGGUUCCUCCGGUCUGAGGGGCUUCGCGUGCACACACGAAUCCAUACAGGAGAGCGCCCAUAUGUGUGCAUUGUGUGCAGUAAGGGCUAUACUAGAAAAGACAAACUCACCAGGCAUGCAGUUGUCCAUACUGGAGAAAGACCUUUUGUGUGUCAACAUUGUGGGAAGUCCUUCACACGGAAAGACAAGUUGCAGCGGCAUGAGAUGAUUCACAAAGUAGACAAACCCUUUACCUGUGUGCCAUGCAACCUGGAGUUUGUGCGUCAGGAAACCUUCAACACUCACAUGGAAAAGAAACACCCUGAGCGCCUCCCUUACACUGUAGUUCAGCAGCCUCGCUCUGUCAGCCCAUCAUAUCAGCCUCAGGGAGUCAAUCUUUCAAAUUUGUCGGAGAGUAAAAACAGCAGUAGCAGCACUAAUACCAAGGCGUCUGCCAGCAGUCAUAAGUUGUUAAGCACAUUACCCACAACAAGCUCUACACCAGCACUCCUGAGUGGAGCAUCACAAAGUGGCAGUGGUAGCUCUUCACCCGCUGGACAUUCUCUCCUCAGUGGCACAUCCCUCCUCAGUGGCACUUCCAUUUUCAGUGGCACAGUACUUUCAAGUGGAGUCCAAAAUGCUGGCAUUGGUGGAGCUCAUGUAUGAAGAUAUAUUUAAAAAUGCCUAACCUUCCUAAAUCAGACAUUCAUUUGGUAAUUAUUUAAGUCUAGCUGCUGGUGUUUGCAUUUAGAUUUUGAUACUAAUAUUUCCAUAUUCUUUUAGAUUAUAAAUAUUUAUGUGUGUAAAUAUAUAUAUAUAUAUAUAUAUAUAUACAUAUAUAUAUAUAUAUAUAUAUAUAUAUAUAUAUAUAUAUAUAUAUAUAUACAUAUAUAUAUAUAUAUUAUAUCAGAGCUGGGCAUUUCCGAUCAUCAGUCCAAUCCUCCGAUCUUCCGAUCUCAUCAGAACAGGAAUUGGCGAUUGGAAUGCAAAGAUUGGAUCAUUUUUGUAAAUGGUAAUCAGACUGUGGAGAUCGGAACUUCACAAACUAACUUCUAAUCACCAAUCUCUUAAAAAAAAUGUGGUUAACGUUGUCAUGGCAACAACUGACUGCGGACAUUUUUAAAACCUCAUGACUCACUUCUUACAAUUAUUUUUAUACACGUUGCUAAAUAGUUACUUCAAUAAGCGUCUUUAUUUAUAAUAUCAAAUGAUGAUUAUUGAUCGUUAAUUUAUUUAAUCCUGGUAAGGUAUCGUGAACGAAAUGAGCAGGCGCAAAGUCGCUUUACUUUCUUGGCGGGACGUGUCACACGACACCAUGACAGUGUGGUGUGGGCUGCAGUGGAGGACUUUCCGCUCACUCCAGUAACCGAGUCGCCUGCCUCAAUUGCCAGUUUUGCAUUUUCUACUGCAGUGUAACCACCCUCUAAUGGCGGCAGCGGCAGUUCCUUUACGGGAAACUAACAAGACCUAAACUAAGAGUGGGGGCUUUGACCCCCUCCUAACGGUGUGUGUGUGUGGGGGGGGGGUUAUGCUAAGUCUAUUGCACCCAUCCACCACUCUGUUGGUAAACCAAUUCUUGCCUAUGUCUUUGUUGAACCUAAACUUAUCCAACUUAAACCCAUUGCUACGUGUCCUAGCCGGCUCACUUAUAAUCAAAACCUUAUUGCUUAUGUUCUUCUUGUAACUUCCUUAUUUAUGAACCAAUUUUUUUUAUUCAAAAAGCUAUUUCAUCAGGAAUGAUAGGAGAUGAAUGAUCACUAUCGUUUGUUUUUAUACAAUAGUAAAAAAUAUUUCCUAAAUAUCGAUGACAAAAUAUUAAAAAACUGACAAAUAUUUGUCAAAAAUCUAAAUAAGUUCAUACAAUAGUUAGAAUAGCAAACAUAAUUCCUUUUUCAUACUCUCAUAAACUGAAUAAAAAGGGUAGAUUUUACCCGAAAAGGCCGAGAGGUCCCAUAUGGGACUGCGUCACCGCAGGCCGAUAGGUCCCUUAUGGGACAGCUACUUUACACGCGUAUCAAAACUGCGCUUUCACUGGUAACGCUGCUAAUUUGGCUUGAGGAGUAGGCUACACUGUUUCCCCGGACCAUCACCACCUCCCCCACGCACCCUACCUCUGUCCCAUAGACCGACCCCGGUAAAGUGACCACCACCUCUGCCACGCCAACAACGAGUGCUACGGCAGCUGUAGCAACGGUUGCUGCUUCUGCACAUGCCCCUAAACGUCCAAGGGGGACCAAAAAGGCUGCAAUGAUGUCGGGAGAUGAUGCACGCGGGCCAGUUAUACGGGGUCCAAUGCAGGCGGCCAGUCCUCCUACGCCUGAAAAAAAUCAAACUGUGACUGCCCCACUGUCACAGAGGGUCCAAAAACAAACAAACAGGCCCAUAAUAGACUGGGAAAAGGCCCUGAGCGCACAACGGACCGAGUCUGACACCUCAGCAGUCCAGCCCAGCUCGGAGGGUUGCACGCGCCACCACAAUCUCCAACUACCGGCGAUUAUUCUGAAGCAACCAGGGUGGGCUAAGCAAAAAUAUUUCACAUGCUGAUGUAUUUAUACUAACAGCUAAAAUUGCAAUGGACAGAGUCUGGCACCCUAGCAGUCCAGCCCAGCUCGGAUCGAGGGUUGCACGUACCAACACAAUCUCUAACUACCGGCGAUUAUUCUGAAGCAACCAGGGGGAGCUAAGCAAAAAUAUUUCACAUGCUGAUGUAUUUAUAUGUAUACUAACAGCUAAAAUUGCUUCCAGGUCAUUCUGCAAGAGUUGAUUUUAAGACGAUUAAUGCAGCUGUGGGGGGGGUAUCGUCGGCCUUUAUGGGUUAAAUAAAUGCCUAAAAUAAGAAGCUAAGAUAGCUUUUUUUUCCCUUACCAUGUCCUAUAUACCAAAAGAAAGGAAAAAUAAAGAUAUAAGCAAAUAAUUAAGUUAUUACUUAUUUGAAAUUAUUACUUAAAGAAUGCCUAAAAUAGGUGUUUCUUGUAAGUAUUAUUUUUUAAAAAUGAUGAUAAUAUAUUAUAAGUGUUAAUGAUCGGAUGAUCGGAAUGAAGUGAUCGCAACAGCAGAACUUGAAAAAUGAUUGGAUGAUCAGAAUCGGAUCAGUUGCCUAAAGUGAUCUGAUGAUUGGGGAUCGGAACAGCAAAAAAGUGAUCGGCGCCCACCACUGAUAUAUAUAUAUAUAUAUAUAUAUAUAUAUAUAUAUAUAUAUAUAUAUAUAUAUAUAUAUAUAUAUAUAUAUAUAUAUAUAUAUAUAUAUAUAUAUAUAUAUAUAUAUAUAGCCACACAGUAAAAGCUCAGUUAUCUGCAACUUGACAUUACCCACAUGGGGACUCUUGUCCGGACACCUAGCACCAUAUCCUCUUCUUGUGCAGAUAAUUUGUAGAAAUUUUACAUUAAGACUGAGAUGCACGAAACUAUCGCAAUAUACAUGUAACAGACAUGGGGUGAUUACUUAGGUUAUGCAAUUGAUUACGAUUACUUCAUAUUUUCACGAUUACGAUUACAAUAAAAUUAGGUGUAAUCGAUUACGAUUACAUGAUGUAUUAAUCGUGAUUACAGGAAGGACUGAAAGGUGAACUUGCAAAUUUCAUACACAUGUACCAUACUAAAUAUUUAAUUGUUUGAAUUACUACAGAUAGAGUACAUACUUGCUGUACGAGAAACUAUUAACUAAAACUUUGCUAAUGUAAUCGCAGAAGUAAUCACGAUUACGAUUACUUAAAAUAAAUAAGAGGGUAAUCGAUUACAAUUACUUGAAAAACUGUAAUUGAUUACGAUUACAGAUUACAAUUACCCCAUGUCUGACAUGUAACAUGGUUAAGUGGGAAAAUGAUUUGUAAAACAAUCACAAAAUUAGCAUAAUGGAUGAGUUAUGUCGGGAAUUCGUGCAGAUGGAAAGAAUUGCACCAACAAGUCCCCACAACCAACGCCUCAGUGAGAGUUUAGGGUGAGUUGUGGAGCCGCCGGUGAGUUUGUUUUUAGUGCAGUUUAUAACUCUGUUGCUGGUGGAACUGCAGCUGUAUUUCGUUUUUGCCUUACUACCACAACCUUUUCAAGUGUGCCAGGAUGGUCCUCUCUUUAGAGAAGAAAAAGGAAAUUUUGGCAGUUGGAGUUAGGCAAAUCAUGGAAAUGCACAGCUUAUCAAGGUUAUAGGCAUUUAGUGGUCAAGUGGUGAUGUCACAGGCUUAUGCCUUCUGAUUGGCUCGCUGUUUUCUGCUCUAAAACACUUUUCUAUUUUACUUCCCUCCCAGACAUUACAUAAAUGCAUAUUCUGCAAGUAUGAACAGUAUAUCAAGGGACCUGCAGUAUUAUCAUUUUCCAAGUCAAUUCAGCCCAUCUAAGCAUCAUGACCUCCCUAUCAUGUCAAAUUUUGUGAUAAUAUUAAACUCAAAAUAAAAUGCACCCCCUUCUGCCAGACACAGCUUUGCCAUACCCAAAUAAUAAGAAUGGUCCUAAACGUCUGCAAAUUUCCUGGUGUUGAUAUAAAUAGUUCAUUUUAAAAAACCCUCUUAAAUCAUUUUAACAGCAUUAUAUGCUUCAUACAAAAGAAAUGGUUGAUUACUUUGAUAAUAUUAGUAUAAAGAAACUACCCUGUAUAUGCACUUCAGCGUUGCCCUGUGUGGGAAAUAUUUACUCUGCUAAAAUUUUGAAAAAUGGCACUGUCUGGUAGGUACAUCCCCACUGCAAACAGGCUGAUUGACAAUUUAAUAUUCCAUGUUUAGUCUGGAGUUGGCUUGUAAAAAUCAUGAAAUUUAAGAGAUAAUAAUGCUACUCACAUCUACAGUUCUGCCAUAUUCCUAUUAUUUCCAUUUGUGACAUCACACAUGGGGGAAGGUUAUGGCCAAGCCCAAAUUUGUAGGACUGAAUAAGUGUUUUUAUGUAUCAAAUAUUGAAUGAAAAGAUUAGAACACAUCUUGAAAACUAGCAGAUUAGCAGACAUGCAACACAGGUUAGGUGUGCAAAUUCUCCUGACAUGACUUUAAGAUAAUCUGUACAAUCUUUAAGGAUCAUAAAAAUUCCUUUGACAUCA